Messenger RNA from Rhizophagus irregularis DAOM 181602=DAOM 197198, 1335 nucleotides. RefSeq lists its product as uncharacterized. NCBI's taxonomy places the organism in Eukaryota, Fungi, Glomeromycota, Glomeromycetes, Glomerales, Glomeraceae. Gene Ontology annotation, biological process: phenylalanyl-tRNA aminoacylation. The record is from RefSeq and is a predicted model, not a curated record. Gene Ontology annotation, molecular function: phenylalanine-tRNA ligase activity; ATP binding; tRNA binding. Gene Ontology annotation, cellular component: mitochondrion; cytoplasm.
AUGUUUUCAUCAUUACAAAAUUCAAAGAGUUUAAAUUCAUUUCAAGUUUUAUCAACAGAAACUCCAUCUAAUCCAUAUCCACAUGUGACUCAUAACGAAACAUUUACAAUAGAAGGUAUAUCAUAUAAACUAGAUGAUCAAACAAACGUUUCGCCUUCAAUUUUAUCAAAACUCUCUCGAAAACUUCAUUUACAACCACAUCACCCACUCUACAUUUUACGAACACAAAUCGAACAACACUUUCCACACUUUUCUUACUUUAAUACAUUUAAUCCUAUCGUAACAGUACAAAAAAAUUUCGAUGAUUUGGGAUUUCCAAAAGAUCAUCCUGGUAGAAGUAAAACUGAUAGUUAUUAUAUAAAUAAACAAAUCAUGUUAAGAACACAUACUUCAGCUCAUCAAUUAGAAGUAUUCAGUAAGAUGAAUACUAAGUUUUUGAUUAGUGGUGAUGUUUAUAGAAGAGAUGAAAUUGAUUCUUCUCAUUAUCCUAUUUUUCAUCAAAUGGAAGGUGCUCAAAUAUUUAAUAUACAAAAUAUAGAACAAGAAAUAUCUAAGGAUAAAAAAUAUUUAAUUUCAUUGAAUUCAAGAAAAAUUCCUUUAAGAGAUAAUAGUGAAGUUAAUGAUGAUACAAUAAUUUCCACAAACAAUCCAAUACAAUCAUGUCAUCCAAUUGAACAAGUUAAUUUUGCUAUAAAACAUUUAAAAUUUUCUUUAAAUUCUUUAAUAAAAAAAUUAUUUAUAAAUCAUGAUGAAAAUUUAAAAAUUAGAUGGAUUGAUGCAUAUUUUCCAUUUACUUGUCCAAGUUGGGAAAUGGAAAUUUUUUUUAAAGGUAAAUGGUUAGAAAUUUGUGGUUGUGGUAUAGUUGAUCAAAAUAUCUUAAAUAAGGCUGGUCAAAGUGAUAAAAUUGGAUGGGCAUUUGGAUUAGGAUUAGAACGUAUAGCUAUGGUAUUAUUUGACAUACCAGAUAUAAGAUUAUUUUGGUCACAAGAUGAAAGAUUUUUAGAUCAAUUUACUGAUUUUAAUGAUAAUAAAAUUAUAAAAUUUCUCCCCUUUUCAAAAUUUCCUCCCUGUAUAAAAGACAUUAGUUUUUGGUUAAAUGAUCAAAAUUUUCAUGAAAAUAAUUUUUGUGAAAUUAUAAGGAAUAAUGCUGAAGACUUGGUUGAAGACGUUAAACUGAUUGAUGAUUUUGUACAUCCGAAAACAAAAAAAAGAAGUUUAUGCUAUAGAAUUAAUUACAGAUCUAUGGACAGAACUGUCACAAAUGACGAAAUUAACAAAAUACAAGAACGAGUUAGAGAAGAUAUUGAAGAAAAGUUAAAUGUUACUUUGCGAUAA